Molecule: messenger RNA, 1854 nt
Organism: Emys orbicularis (European pond turtle)
Lineage: Eukaryota; Metazoa; Chordata; Testudines; Emydidae
Gene: KAT8
Product: lysine acetyltransferase 8
Biological process (GO): positive regulation of transcription by RNA polymerase II; negative regulation of DNA-templated transcription
Cellular component (GO): chromatin; MSL complex
Molecular function (GO): transcription coregulator activity; histone H4K16 acetyltransferase activity
Source: RefSeq, a predicted model, not a curated record
AUGCGGGCGGAACGUCACCUCCGGGCGCCCGCCACGCGCAGGUUUGGGGGGGAGGUUUGUUGUCCCGAGCCACUUCCGGUGACGCAGUUCCGGCCUGUCAUGGCGGCGGAGCCGGGCGGGGCAGGUGGCGGCGGCGGGAGCCCCCCCGGGCCGGACCCGCUGCGCGGGGCGGGCGGCGAGGAGGAGCGAGAGGCCGACGGGCGGGGAGCGGCCCGGCCCCCGAGCCCGGGGCCGCUCCGCGAGGCCGAGGUCACCGUGGAGAUCGGGGAGACCUACCUGUGCCGGCGGGCGGACGGGACCUGGCACUCGGCCGAGGUAAUCCAGUCACGACUCAACGAGCAGGAGGCUCGGGAGGAAUACUACGUACACUAUGCCGGAUUCAACAGGCGCCUGGAUGAGUGGGUAGAUAAGAACCGGCUGGCCCUCACCAAGACAGUCAAAGAUGCGGUGCAGAAAAACACAGACCAGUACAUGAACGAGCUGUCAGAGCAACCCGAGCGUAAGAUCACACGCAACCAGAAGCGCAAACAUGACGAGAUCAACCAUGUUCAGAAGACCUACGCAGAGAUGGAUCCCACCACAGCUGCCCUGGAGAAGGAGCAUGAGGCGAUCACCAAGGUGAAAUACGUAGAUAAGAUCCACAUCGGCCACUAUGAGAUCGACGCCUGGUAUUUCUCACCCUUUCCGGAGGAUUAUGGGAAGCAGCCCAAACUCUGGAUCUGCGAGUACUGCCUGAAAUACAUGAAGUUCGAGAAGAGCUACAGGUUCCACCUAGGCCAGUGCCAGUGGAGACAGCCCCCAGGGAAGGAGAUCUACAGGAAGAACAACAUCUCUGUCUAUGAAGUGGAUGGCAAAGAUCACAAGAUUUACUGCCAAAACCUGUGUCUCCUGGCCAAGCUCUUCCUAGACCACAAGACCCUCUACUUUGAUGUUGAGCCCUUUGUUUUCUACAUCCUCACCGAGGUCGACAGGCAGGGCGCCCACAUCGUCGGCUACUUCUCCAAGGAGAAGGAGUCUCCAGAUGGGAACAACGUGGCCUGUAUCCUCACCCUGCCCCCCUACCAAAGACGGGGCUAUGGGAAGUUUCUCAUCGCUUUCAGCUAUGAGCUGUCUAAGCUGGAAAGCACGGUGGGCUCCCCAGAGAAGCCCCUCUCGGACCUGGGCAAGCUGAGCUACCGGAGCUACUGGUCCUGGGUGCUGCUGGAGAUCCUGCGGGACUUCCGAGGGACCCUGUCCAUUAAAGACCUCAGCCAGAUGACCAGCAUCACUCAGAACGACAUCAUCAGCACGCUGCAGUCCCUCAACAUGGUGAAGUAUUGGAAGGGGCAGCACGUCAUCUGUGUCACGCCCAAGCUGGUGGAGGAGCAUCUGAAGAGCGCCCAGUACAAGAAGCCUCCCAUCACAGGGAAAGCUCCAAGCUCUCCACCGGCUGCAAAUGCAGGGAUCGCGCACCCCUCACUGAAAUGCGACCGCUCUGGGGUGGGACGUGCUGGCUAACAGCAACGCUGCACAGCUCACCCAGCUACCUCUGGGCUUGAAAUGACAAGGUGGGAUUGAAGGAGGAAGAAGAGGAUGAAUUUGGCUUGGAAACUGGACGGGAGACACUGAUUACCCUGGAAUCCUCUAAUGCCAUUGAAGUGUUGCUGAGCGGCUGUUAAACAGCUGCCAGAGCUGGCUGCAUUUCAGUGCCGGGUAAACCAUGCCCCUGCAGUGUUGCUGUUACCCAGCUGCCUAACCCCAGAGCUCAGCUCUGGGUGCGUUUCCUCUGUUCCAACACAGACUGCUUUCCCACGGGUGCAAUCUGCUUCCCUGCAAUAACUGCUAGAGGGUUUAUAUAGAGAAUAUUGCGGGGGU